Messenger RNA from Megalopta genalis, 2929 nucleotides. Its product is annotated as N-acylneuraminate-9-phosphatase. Gene Ontology annotation, molecular function: N-acylneuraminate-9-phosphatase activity. The record is from RefSeq and is a predicted model, not a curated record. NCBI's taxonomy places the organism in Eukaryota, Metazoa, Arthropoda, Insecta, Hymenoptera, Halictidae. Gene Ontology annotation, biological process: dephosphorylation; N-acetylneuraminate biosynthetic process.
UUUGUAAGGAUAUAACGUGGCAACAAUGUACAUUUAAAAGCUGGCAAUGCUGUAAAUUUAACUACCUCAGACGCACACUUUUCUCUGUCGCAGUCAGAUAUAGUUCACUAGCUGAUCGUUCCAUUUAGGUAGAGUUCGGUAUCGUACCAGGUUCAGAUUCAGGUUUGCUUUAUUUAAAGUACCAGGAGCCUCCUGCUCCUUUUACACUAUUAUCCUUUCAAUCUGUAAUCUCUUUUACAAUAUCACCACUUUAGUAUUCUCCCUGUAUACAGCUACAGUCUUACAAUUUUGCUAUCCCUAUAACCUUGACAUAACCACAGCGUUUUCUGCAGAGUCGGUAAUUCAGACCCUGAGACAAAAGAAAGCAUUGCAUACAGUGUCUGUACGAAUCCUAAGUCUGUGCCACUAUGGACGCGUACGUAACCGCGACAUACAGUGUCUUAUACACAGAAUUCAUUGUAGCAUGUAUGUAGUAAGAAAAAUUUGUCAUUAUGUAAUAUUUUGGAAACUACUAAAUUUCCGAAAUUGAAAUUUUACAUUUCGGAAUCUCUCCCCCUACGCUCUUCCCAAAUUUCGUCUUGAUCUGCAGCGGGUACUUAUCGGAAGUUUUACCCAAUUGAUUUUAUGUUCAUCUUUUGAAGUAGCUUUCAUGGAAAGAAGUUUUUAUGUAAUUUGAAAGAUUGUAUUAACGAGCGCAGAGUUUCCGUGUAUGGUGCACAGUUGAAUCUAAAAAAUUAGAUCGCGUGUUUAUCGACGAUCACAUGUUUAUCACGAUUACAUUUUCAUCAAAGAUGUCUCUUCGUUCGAUGAUCAGAGAAGGAAAUCAAAGAAGGGAAAAAGGUCAGGAACGAAGGGUAUUAGGUCGAGACGAGACGAAUAUACAGUCCGUUGCGACGGCCGACUAUCGAAAUAAUUCUAAUAUAUCCCUCCCCAAAGUGUUCUUGGAUGGGGAGUUGUUCGAUGAACAUCAUCACAUGUUUUUAUGCGCGAUUCCUCGUCGAAGCAUCAUUGGACUAACAACAGCAUACAAUUCACCUUUCCGAUGACAAUGGCGACUUUCCAUAAGAAGCACCUUUGCUCGUCAAAUCUAUCUAUAAACGCUGUGUUUUUCGAUUUGGACAACACGCUCAUCAAGACUAGGAAUGGCGACAAUCAAACGUGCCGAAAGUUGGCUGAGGAACUAACAGAAGAGUAUGGCAUACCUGAAGAUGCAUCUAUCAAGAUUACAACGUUAUAUUUGAAACUGUUUAGAAAGUGCCCUGACAAUAUGAUUUAUACACUGGAUGCUUGGCGCAUAAGUUUGUGGAGUAAAGCACUCGGCGAGAAAUAUUCUUACUUAGCAACCAGAGUUUAUGAAAGAUGGUUGUAUCUACGGUAUUAUUAUUUAGCACUAUCCUCGGAUACAAUUUUAAUGCUGAGACAGUUGAGGAUAAAGUACCUCCUAGGUCUGAUAACUAAUGGCCCUUCAAAUGCACAAUGGGAGAAGAUACAUAAAUUAUCAUUAGAACAGUAUUUUCAUGUUAUUUUGGUGUCUGGAGAUUUACCGUAUGAAAAGCCAGAAAGACCUAUAUUUACGAAAGCUUGCCGAUUUUUAAAUGUUAAACCAGAGAAGUGCAUCAUGGUCGGUGAUAAAUUAGAAACUGAUAUUCUAGGUGGAAUAAAGGCAGGUUUCGGAAGUACAAUUUGGAUUCCAAUUUCGGACAAUUCACGGUUGUUAGAAGAAGAUCCACAACCAGAUUUUAUUAUAACUCAUAUAACAGAUCUCUUGAAUAUUUUGAAUAGAGGUACUGGUGUGCCCGAACUUCAGGACUCUUCUUCGAAUGCAUCAGAUGGCAGCUAAUGAGGAAACAAAACUAUCUAUUUUUUUAUUUUUCAUAGAAUAUUAUAGCUAUUAUAGCCUGCUUAUCGGAGGAAGAAAUUUGACCUACGCAGAUGUUCAUAAUAGUUAUCCAUGCAUGUCCAUAAUUGGAGUUAGGUGUGGACAACUAUUUUGACCAUCGAUGUACCUCUUCUUCCGAAAAAUAGACUAUAGGAAUUAAAUUUCUGUUACAAAACUGGUUUCGUUUCACGGAAUUUUGAAACGACACCUUGCGAUUCAAAAUUGUUUAUUAUAGUUAACUAUAAUAAUAUAUAAUUUAUUAUACACGUUAUGAAAACACUACAGACAAUUUUCUUGAAAAGUGUCUGUUUGUUUUGGUACUACAUAGAACAAAGUAAAAGUAUGGACUGCAAAGAAACAAACGAUUGGUGAUAUUACAUAUAAACGAAGAGACAAUGUCUAUUUUUACACGAUAUUUUUUUUUAUUAUACUUUACUGCUGAGAAAAUUUACUGCAUCUUUUCAGUUUUUUUAUUACUUAUGUGAAACUAUAACUGCAUUUUUAUAGGAACGAGCAGUGCUUGUUUUGUUUUUCCUUCAGUACUUGAUAAUCUUUUGUAAAAACCUUUUUGUUCUUCAUGUAAGCAUAUACAUAUAAUAAUUUGUUAUAAGUGAAAAGAGUACAAUUUGAGUACAAAGUGCAUUAGCCCAUUUGGAACUAUUUAGUGAUAAGAGAUGGAGGUACUAUCAAAGACAUGUACUUUAGUUUUAUGUCCUAUUUAUACUUUUGUGUAAUGACAACGUAUACACAAACGCAACAACGUCUAUGCAAUGUCCGAGACAAGUGUAUUGUAAAAAUCUGUGAACGUACGUUUAUAGUUGUGAUAUAUACGUUUAAUAUAUACAUAGUAUAUAUACAUUGUUUAAACGAACCGCGUAUAUAUUGUAAUUAUAUAUGUGUACCUAAGAUGUGUAUUUUUCAUCGAAAUAUUUUGUCUUUCUUGAACUACCGUGUACAAACAUGAUGAAGAACUGAUGAUGUAAAAACAAUAGCAAAACUUAUUUCUAUUGGGAAGGAACUAUAACAAAUAAAAACAAUAUUUUUCUGGCA